Messenger RNA from Prunus mume (Japanese apricot), 414 nucleotides. The record is from RefSeq and is a predicted model, not a curated record. Lineage: Eukaryota; Viridiplantae; Streptophyta; Magnoliopsida; Rosales; Rosaceae.
AUGGAGGUUUUAAGUUUGAGAAGGGUGUUGACGGUGGGCAUGACAUUGGCCAUGGUGAUAAUGUUGAGAGCUGAGAUGGGUAAUGCCAGUGGGAAAAUGCAUUAUGUUGGAGGAAGCAAGACAAGUUGGGGGCCAUCAAACGUUAACCUCACAGAGUGGUCUUCUCACGAAACAUUUUACGUUGGUGAUUGGCUCUAUUUUGGAUAUGACAAGUACCAGUAUAAUGUGCUGGAGGUGAACGAGACAAGUUAUGAAAAGUGCAUCGACAAAGAUUUCAUAAAAAACAUAACAGGUGGUGCGGGAAGAGAUGUGUUUAAUCUCACACAAACAAAAACCUACCACUUCCUUAGCAGUGGGGGCUAUUGCUUUCAAGGGUUGAAGACAUAUUGGUCUUUGGGUGAAAACAGGAUUUGA